Messenger RNA from Sinocyclocheilus grahami, 749 nucleotides. Its product is annotated as 5'-AMP-activated protein kinase subunit gamma-2-like. The record is from RefSeq and is a predicted model, not a curated record. Bases 140 to 583 code for a protein of 147 amino acids. Lineage: Eukaryota; Metazoa; Chordata; Actinopteri; Cypriniformes; Cyprinidae. The transcript is spliced from 3 exons.
GAUAAAUUAAAAAAAUAUAUAUAUUUGUAAUAUUACUGAAAAUGAUUAUUCUGUUGCUCUCAUAAAGGAGCAAUGGAUAUUGUUCUCGUUUCCAGCGUUAAAUAAGCCUUUGCCAAAGAACAAAACAUUAUUUUGGGAAAUGGGCAGCACUGCAAUGGAUCCUAAGAAGAAAAAUGAGAAGAAAAAUUCAAGAAAAAGGAGAUCGCUUCGGAUAAACAUGCCCGACUUGAGCUCCUUCGCCAUGCCGUUCCUGGAAGGAGAUGCAGAACAUGCCAAGGAGGGGGAGCUUAGCUGCCGUUCAGCCAGCCCGAGCAAAAACUUCUUCAGCCGGGGUCCGUUUAGUCGGCCCUCUAGCCCCAUGUCCGCUCCGGCCCGAUUCAGAAACUGCCCUGGAUCUCCCAAACCCGUCUUCCCCUACUCCUCCAACCACGACUCCUCACCCAAGUGUUCACGUCGCCGCAGCUUCACCGGAAUCUUUCGCUCAUCCUCCAAAGACUCCACCAAUCCCUCCACGUCUCCUGUCAGCAUCAAACUUUUCUCUCGGGCCAGGAAAGGUAAGAGACACGUAUUGUCAAUCUCUUAAACAGCUGCCAGAAUGCUUACAAUCUGAAAAAGCAGGAAAAACAUUUCAAUGGGUCAUCAUGACAAAUCACAUUUCCCUUCCUCUUUGGAAAUACUUUUGAUAACUGACUUUUACAGUAUAACUUAAAAAUCCCUAGACUACCAAGACUAUUUAUUGAAACUACUAA